Molecule: messenger RNA, 1812 nt
Organism: Armigeres subalbatus
Lineage: Eukaryota; Metazoa; Arthropoda; Insecta; Diptera; Culicidae
Exons: 5
Coding region: 251-1234 (327 amino acids)
Source: RefSeq, a predicted model, not a curated record
ACUGUUUUCUUUGGGAUUGUAAUACUUAACGAGUGAUAACUGUCAAUGAAUAGAAAACAUAAACUUUGUGGUUUGCAUGCGCGUUGGACGAAAAUGGCAAACGUUGCUUGUUGAAUUUUUGUCUUAAAUACAUCUCGAAAGCCGUGAGAAAAUACUCUUUAUUUAUAGUUUAUUUCGCAAACAAAUAGGAACUCCAAUUUUGAUAUACAAUAAUAUAUUUGGCGAGCCUUUUGCGGUAUCAAAAAUAACUAUGCGUAGCAGAACAGAACUAGUCACACAUCAGCUGGAAGGAUCGGAAUUCGAAGAUGAAUCGGACUUCGAAGAUUCGGAGGAAGAUUGGCGACCGGCUAAGGGAGAUCAGAAAACUAAGAAAAUCAAAACCGUUGGCCGCGGCAGGAAAUCAGCCGGUGGAAGCAAAAAUGGAAGUGCUAAGCGAGGCCGUAAAUCAGUCAAAAAAUCAAAAAAGUCCAGUGAUGAGGACCUCAGCGAAGACGAUGGGAUAUCUGAACCAGAGAUCUCUCCUGCAAAAAAGUCUAAAAAAUUGGCUAACAAACCAAUGAACUUGGAUGAUUCAACAACCGAUUAUUCGAAUGCUUCCGGUGCUCCUCAACCAACAGAAACGGUGGUUUUCAAAUCGGAGCCGAAUACGUCAGUAUUUGGAUCUAUCUCGCAAGCUGUUGCUUCUCCAACGCCCAAACCUCAGCCCCUCCAACGGAAGGUCGUUACUCCUGUCAAAAGCUUUCCGGACAAGUGUGGCUUUCUGAAUUUGUUCAUAUUCAAGGGCGAUCUGAAGGAUGGAAUUGUUAACAAUUCCCAGGUCUGUUUGUGGCGACGGGAUGGCUCAAGCCUGUUGCAAAAAUAUCUACGGGAUAAAACUGUAGACUCCGAAAUCCCACAAUUUAAUUCUUCCAUGGUGUACUCAUGUUGGGAGGACAAACGAGCCAAUGAGUACGUGGAGGUCAAGGUGCGGUGCCUCGAGCAGUCCAAACAAAUCCGAGUCGAACUGACAGAUGUGGAUGAGCUGGAGGAAAAAUCGAAGGCAGAGUAUGAAAACUAUGUUGCCACUUAUGGGGCCCCGGUGGCUUGGUCCGGCUCAGCUCAGCAGGACGAUGACGAUGAUGAUGACUGCGAGGAGGACGACAUCAUGGACGGGGCGGCCGGCGAGGAAGACGGCGGCGAAGGCGAAGAGUUCGACGAAGAUGACGAGACUGAAGAAGUUGCACAGGAGGAAUAAGUUGGCACAAGAAAUCUAAUCUUGAGCUGACAUGAGAAUCCUAUUUAGUGAAAAUGGCCAAACACUGGUUGGAGGCAAUCCUAGUUUUUGGAAUAGUGUGUGAACAAUUUUGUAACUGUAUGCAAACGUGCAUACACUCUAUUCUAACUGUUCCGUAAAGCGUACUGAUUGUGCUAAUCACAUCGAGUAGUAUUUAUAGAUACCAGAGUAAACAUAGAUCUUUCAAAGUAAUAGAGCAAAGGUCCUUUCUAACGCCUUUGUAAAAUAGGUCAUGCAUAUUCGCAUAUUUCCACGCGACCGAACUAUGUUUGUCUUGUAUCUAUAAUUUGAAAUAUCUCGCAAUAGUUCUAACUUAUAAGUUUAUAAUUUUAUAGAAUGAAUGUGCUACUUUUAGGAGAACGCAAACCGGUGAUUAUGAAGAACAUUUUUUCUUUAAUUUUAUGGAUUAAAUUAUUUUCAUAUGUACCAGUGUAUUCGAACCGAUAAAAUAUUCAUUGUUUUAAAUGGAAAAAUAUCAAUACUGCAAUAUGUAUAAACUAAGAAUUCAUGGAAUAAAUUUUCGUUGAAAUCGAAACGAA